Molecule: messenger RNA, 2549 nt
Organism: Larimichthys crocea (large yellow croaker)
Lineage: Eukaryota; Metazoa; Chordata; Actinopteri; Sciaenidae
Gene: gramd2aa
Product: GRAM domain containing 2Aa
Exons: 12
Coding region: 153-1496 (447 amino acids)
Biological process (GO): regulation of store-operated calcium entry
Cellular component (GO): organelle membrane contact site; endoplasmic reticulum membrane
Molecular function (GO): phosphatidylinositol-4,5-bisphosphate binding
Source: RefSeq, a predicted model, not a curated record
GGGUUAAGAUAGCAAUGUGCUGAGCCAAUGGCUUUUGCACAGAGCAGCUGGCUGGCAUCAGGACGGGACAGGCCGCUCUGAGGAAGGAUACCUUGAGGACGGCUCUUCUCUGCUCGCUGUAGGACACUGAGGGUGACUUCCAGGAGGUGUUCAUGGGAUGCACUAUCUACGCAGCCAGCCCUAAGGCCCUGCCCGCCGACGAGGCCCCAGGCCAGGACAGAUAUUACCAGCUCCCCCACUACCGCCACCCUCAUGGUAACUGCAGUCAGAGGAUAGCAGCCAGCAGAGUCAGGGCCAGGAGCAUGACUGAGCAGCAGGAGCAGAGCGAAGAAACAGGCCUGCUCUCGACACAGGACCUGGACCCCUCCAAGCACGACGACGACGCACACGGCCACUUCAGGUUUCACCUGAUUGAAGAUCUGUCUUAUGAAGAUGUGAAGAAAUGUUAUCGGGGCUCGUGUGUGUCUUGCAGCAGCUUGCUCCAGGCCUUGGAUGUGCGCGAGUGUGUGUGUGUGUACGGUGCCAACGUGCUGAGCCUGGUGCAGAGCUCGCGUCCUUUGAGGGAGAGGGUGGUGUCUGCGGCGACCGGAGCCGGUGGUGGUGGUGGUGGCGGAGUGGCCGGUGCUGCUGGUGGUGCUGCUGCUGGUGCUGUGCAGGCAGGCCGGUCCACCAAGGAGCUGCUCAUGACUCUGCCCUGUCCCUCUGCACAGACUGUCAGCAAGUACAACUCGCAGUACCACAAACUGUUCCAGUGCGUGCCCAAGGAUGAGAUCCUCAUGAAAGUGUACUCCUGUGCACUUCUCAGAGAUAUACUUCUACAAGGUCGCCUCUACAUUUCCAGAAACUGGCUGUGUUUCUAUGCCAACCUCUUUGGCAAGGACAUUAAGGUGGCUAUCCCUGUCGUUUCUGUAAGACUGGUGAAGAAGCACAAAACAGCGGGACUCGUGCCCAAUGGCUUGGCUAUCACCACAGACACCGGCCAGAAGUAUGUAUUUGUAUCUCUUCUAUCAAGAGACAGUGUGUAUGACGUCCUCCGCAGGAUCUGCACACACCUACAGGUCAAUGGGAAGAGUCUGAGCUUGAAGCAGUUCAUGGAGGAGCCGACUUUAUCGUUGGACGAGUUCCCGGCUACGGACGGGUUCCCCGUGGUCGAUGAAUUCCCAUCAGUGUUAAAGUGGAGAAGGAAACCCUCGGUGGUGUCUGUGUCCUCCUCCCUUCCUGAUCUCCUGGGGAACUCUACCAGCAGCCUGAGCCCCGUAGACACGCCUUUCAAAUCAGAGCAGCUGCUGGAAGAGCGAGCUCUGCAAACAGACAGAGGUCUUUUAUCAGAGCCAGUGGCAGAGCUGAGCCAGAUGGAAUACCAGCUGCUCAAGUUCUUCACCCUUCUUAUUAUUCUCCUCAUCCUGUCGUCAUGCUACCUGGCUUUUCGUGUGUGCAGUCUGGAGCAGCAGCUGUCCUUCCUCAGUAACCCAAAUCUGCCCCUGAGAGAGAGGUAACCACUGCUCUCCUUGCUUUGACCCAUCAGCUGCUGUUUACUCCCCUCAUGCUUGUUGAGUUGAUGUUGUGCCCUCCUGCACAGAUCCAGGACCAGCUUUAGAGCCCCAGAAAAUAUCUAGAUCAACCCCCGCACCAGCCCGCAAAACACGAAGGAGCAACAUCAGCCCAGAUCCAGGAGGAAUUUAUCUUCUCUCCGUGGAAUGAGCUCCGACUUAGUGAUCACUUCCAGACUAUGCAAACAGACUGCCUAUUUAUUCAGUGGGUUUUACUGUAGAUUAUGAUCGUCUACCGCGGCCUAUCCCUCUCAUGGACACUUCAUCCAUAACCACAUGACUCUGCAAUGUAAAGCUUGUUAGCCUCAAAUAUUUGAGAACACUGAUGAAGUUUUGGAGCGGUGAUGGAGACUAGAGGUAAGGUUGGAAAUGUAAGAGAUAAUUAAACGCGUUAAUUACUUGAAAAGGUAAAGAUAUUUCAGGUGAGUCGCCGUGACUCAUUCAUUAUUAUUCUGGACUAAACUUUAACGUUUGGUUUCUCUCUGGUGGGAUCUUGCCAUAACCCUCAGUAGGAAGGCUAAAACCAGCCGCCAUGAUGCACUUUUUAAAAAAAUAUGUCUGCGUUAUUUCACAUGUAUGUAACUGUUUUAAGAGUUUAGAUCUAUUUUUUGCUUGAUGAUAGGUACUCAGUUGUCAUUUUUGAAGGUAUUUAUGGAUGUUAUGACUGCAAACACUUGACUGAAUGAAGUUACCUGUCAUUUAACUGUAAUAUACUGGAGUGAUAGCACUGCUUGUGUGGGUGUUGGCUACAAUGUGAAUGAGAUGGUUAGAUGACAUGCAUCAUUUUUUUUUGUUUUUAGUUGUACUAAUUCUGCUGUGUGAAAGGAAUACCCAGGGUGUUUUCUUUUAUACAUUUCAAAUGAAGUCAUCAGAGACACGUUGACGUCCUGAGCGUUCGUGUUAUCUUUGUCUGAAGAUAUUUGACUGAUUUGGCGCACAUGAAUUAAACUGGCGAUGAAAUGUAGAGAAGCAAAAAAAUAUAUAUUUGUGGCUUUAGUA